CAGUCGCUGAAGCGAACAGUUGCUGCAUCGCUGCCGCCUCUCUCCAUCUGUUUCCACUCUGUUCUUCUUCACAAAUCCACGACUUCAGGCAAUUAUUUCAUUCACGAGGAGGAAGAGGAGCUGAUGAAGAGUUAUUUUGGUUAAUUGCUGACUCACUCGGAACUGGAGGGGAGUGGAAGGGAUUUCUUGCAACGCCGCAAGGCAACUGGGGAUUCCUCCCUGGGAUUUAUUUGCUGGUUUUUCUGCAGAAAUCUUUGGACAUUUUGUUGUGUUUUGUGAGCCGAAGCUGCCUGUAAUGGGAAACAGGUGGAAAUGUGAGGGUUAACCCCCCCCAACUGCGCUGCAUGUUGGCGAGGCUUCCCUGCUUCUCUGCAGCCAAAGAUCCGUACGCUGACAAAUUGCACCUCAAUCAGGUGCAACCUUGGUGUGUGCUGCUCGGUUCUGGGAACACUGGGAUCUGAAGUGAGUGAGCAGAAAUCUGUGGAAGUGGAAGUGGAGGACGGUUCGGUCGUUUGGUGGACUCAGGGGAGAAGAUGCCAGCCAUCCUGGUGGCCUCAGCCAUGAAGUCAGGACUCCCGAAACCCAAACCGGUUCACAGUGCCCUCCCCAUCCCCCAGGCCCCCAGCAGACCGUCGGCCUUAGCUCUGCCUUCGGCGCCGCUCAAGAGCCGGCAGGUGUCCACCAGACCGCCAAGGAGUUCUCCGGAGUCGGAGGCAACUGGAAACCCUCAGAUCUACACGGACUGGGCCAACCACUACCUAGCCAAGUCGGGACACAAGCGGCUCAUCAAGGAUCUGCAGACGGACGUCACGGAUGGAGUGCUGCUGGCCGAGAUCAUACAGGUCGUCGCCAAUGAGAAGAUUGAUGAUAUCAAUGGGUGUCCCAAAAGCCGUUCUCAGAUGAUUGAGAACAUUGAUGCUUGUUUGAGUUUCCUGGCAGCUAAAGGAGUCAACAUCCAGGGUCUGUCCGCAGAAGAGAUUCGUAAUGGGAAUCUGAAGGCGAUCCUCGGCCUCUUCUUCAGCUUGUCUCGCUACAAACAGCAGCAGCAGCAGGCUCAGCGGCAGAACUCCCAGCCCAGCCUCGCGCCGGCGGCCCAAACCCAGAACACACACCCGUCCCUGAGCCAGCAGAGCAGCGCUCCGGCACAGCUCAGCCACUCUCCGCAUGGGACGCCCGCCCUCACAGCACAGAAAGCAGCACAGGCCGAGAUGCAGUCCAGGGAUGCUUGUCAGAGUAAACUUCUCAAGUUUUCCAUUGGUCAGAAAAAGAGCUCUAGACUUCCUGGCCCGACAACACGGGUGUCCACUGCUGGCGGUGACGUCCCAGCCAGAGGCUCGGUCAGCGCUGCUGGAAACCGGCGCAGUCAGGGCUGCAGCGACAAGACCAAAGCAAGUUUACAUCCCAACAAAGAUUCCUUGGAGGGCAUGACCUCACAGCUGUCUGUGAUGACUGAGCAUGCUCCAUCGUCUGCAGUGACCGUCGGCUCCUCCACCAGCACCCUAUCUGCUACCUCUCACCUGGCUCCUCCAUCCUCAGCCUCCCCGUCUACUGCCAUUCCCCAACCCAACAGCAGCAGCAAACCCUGGAGGAGCAAGUCAACGAGCGCCAAGCACACCAACGCCCAACCGCCAUCGUCCACUAGCAGCCCGGCAUCCGCAAUGCAGUCCAACAAGCCAGAGAAGGACGCAUCGACCAAGGUUGAAGCUCCUCCUAAAGCCGCCACCCAGAAGUCGAUGCUUGAGAAACUUAAGCUGUUCAACAGCAAAUCGGGAUCUAAAGCGGCAAUACCCCAACCGGACGGCGCCGCCCAAGUCCGGACGCCUGUGGAAAGAUCGGAAACCGGAUCCAACACUGACCCUUUGGAGGAAGAAGAUGGCAACCUUCGACCAGGGAUGAAUGGGACGACAGCUUCGACAACCGCCAGCAGCCCCAAAAUUGCUCUGAAGGGUAUUGCCCAACGCACUUUCAGCAGAGCUUUGACUGCCAAGAAGGGUUCAGUGAAAGGCCUGGACAAGGAGAAAGGGAAGGAGAAGGAGAAAGGGAAGGAGCUGGGCAAACGUGGCCCUGACAGAGCGGAGCUGAGGGGGGAGGAGCUUAAGGAGGAAGUGGCGCCCGCUCCUCCGGAUGUGGAGGCGUCCAACAAAAAGACGUCCAAAAUUGCUAGUUUCAUUCCCAAGGGGGGAAAAGUAGCCAAAAAGGAGAGUUCCACCCCAGCACAAAGCGGAAUACCAAAGCCAGGAGGCAAAGCCCCGGGAGCUGGGGGCAAAGCUUCUUCAGCAAAGGAGGCGGCGGAGAGGCCUCGGAGCAUGCGCCUGGGCGGAGGCGGGCUCGCCAUGCACCGCGGCCCUCUGGACCGAGACAGGGACAGCAGGCACUCCAGCUCUACCUCCAGCUUGGCCUCCACUGAAGGGAAGCCCGGCGCCGCCCCGGUGGCGGGUUUAGGCACUACGCAGAGCACGGCCAGCAACACUGUCAGCGUGCAGCUACCUCAGACGCAGCAACUGCACAGCCACCCCAACACGGCUACUGUUGCACCUUUCAUGUACAGAACACAAACAGAUGGCGAGGGAACGGUGAACUCGGAGAGCGGCUCAGUGGGAAGAGGCGGAGACGUUUCCUGCACAAAGACCAGCCAGACCUCCAUCGAAGACCUUUCAGGUGAAGACCCAGAGACCAGACGGCUGCGCACCGUCAAAAACAUCGCAGACCUUCGGCAAAAUUUAGAAGAGACCAUGUCCAGUCUGCGGGGAACUCAGGUCACUCACAGUACUCUGGAAACCACCUUUGACGGCAGCGUUACGACAGACAUCAGCAGUGGCGGCGGCGGAUUGUCCGGCAACAGCAGCAGCGGCGGCGGCGGCGGCAGCGGGAGCGGUCGAAGCAUCCUCAGCCUUACCUCCGCCCGCUCGUCGCUGUCUCCGUGGCGACUGGGGCAGUCCAGCCCUCGUCUGCAGGCGGGCGACGCCCCUUCUGUUGGGAACGGCUACGGCGGGCGAGGCGGGCGCUACCUGUACCCGGGGCACCUGCGGAGGCAGCUGGCCGGCAGGGGCGGCGCUCUGUGCAGCGUGGAGCUGGGGGACAGAGCCGGAGACGAAAUGGAGCUGGACGGCCCAGCCAUGGAGGUCACCGGCUACAUGAGCGACGGAGAUGUGCUGAGCAAGAACGUCGUGCGCACUGAUGAUGUCACCAGUGGCUACAUGACCGAUGGAGGUUUGGGUCUCUACACUCGCCGCCUGAACCGACUGCCUGACAGCAUGGCUGCAGUUCGAGAGACGCUCCAUCGGAAAGCGUCGUCAGGACAGGGAGACGCCGACAGCUGGGAUGACAGCAGUUCGGUAAGCAGCGGCAUCAGCGACAACAUCGACACRGAUGACAUCAACACCAGUUCCUCCAUCUCCUCCUACGCCAACACRCCUGCAGCUCAGCGCAAAGGCCUCAACACACAGCCUGUGACGGAUGCGGAGAAGCACUCUGCCUCCACAACGGCUCACCAAGCUUGGACCGGAGACGAGGCGAAGCGGCCCGACGGCGGGCUGGACGGCGGCGUCAGGAUGGACGCCAAGUGGAGCCGCAGGAACUGCGACGUGUCCGACGAGUCCGACAAGGGCUGCUCGGGCAGGAAGUCCAACACGGGCUCCUGGAGGAGGGGCAUGAGCGCCCAGGUGGGGGUGACGUCGCCCCGCACUAAAAGCACCAGCAGCACUGGCUCCACGGUUUCAGUCGGCCUGAAGAGCCACAGCUCGGGUAAAACCGACGACGUGAAAGUGUCGGAAAAAGGUCGCCUCUCUCCGCGCUCGAACGGCCUCCAGCGCUCGCCGUCCGACACCGGGCGCAGCAGCGGCGACGAGGCCAAGAAGCAGCCGGCCGCCGCCGGCCGCACCGCCGCCGCGCCGCUGACGCACACCGUCUCCGACCCGCAGUCUCACACGCUCAUGCUGUCGACCCGCACCCCGACCAGCACCUUCGGCUUCAAGAAGCAAGGUCACGGCAUGGUCACCAUGGUUACCGCGAGCGGCGCCACCAUCACCAGCGGCUCGGCCACGUUGGGGAAGAUGCCCAAAUCAGGAGGGCGCUCUCUGUCGGGCGGCUUAAAAUCGGGCGGGCAGGACGGGGGGUCUGCGUUGGGUCACCAUGACGACGGCUUCCUCCCGAUGAGCGCCCGGUCCACUCUGCAGUACCGCAGCCUGCCCAGGCCCAGCCGCUCGGGGGCCGCCGCCCGUAACGGCAACCGCUCCUCCACCAGCAGCAUCGAGGCGGCCGUGCUCUCCGUCACGUCUCACGGGAAAAACUCGUUCGGCGUCGCCAAGCCCAACGGGUCAGCGGCGCUGCUGUCCAAUCAGACGGAUCGCGAGAAGGGCGUCUCCGAGAUCGACAACCUGAGAGGCGGGAUGCAGAGCGGCCCGGCGGCGGGAAGACAGCAGGUUUCAUCACCAACGCUUCGCAGGUUGUUUGGCGGUAAGGCCAGUAAACAAGCUCCGGUCACCACAGCUGAAAACCUGAAGAACUCCACGGUGAUCUCCAACCCCCAUGCCACCAUGAACCACGUCCCGACGGUGCUGGAGUCGCCCGAUGGCGCGCUGGGCGGCGCGGACAGCGAGACCAGCAGCCCCUUGUUUGGAGGCCGAGCCCUGGGGUCAGGAACCGGGACUCUGGGCAGCGAGCAGGCCUCCAGCCCAGGAUCGAUGUAUUCCUCCACCGGUCCCUCCAACAGCCUGACAUGGGGAACCACCUUCAGCGGCUCGUCUGUGCCGAGCAGAGAGGGCACCCUGGGUGGGCACGGUGGGGCAGGCAGCGUGGGAUUCCCCUCGGUCAGCAGCAUGCACACCAGCAGCGAGUCCAUCGACAUGAGCCUGAGCAGCGCCGGCGGACUCGGGACGCACCGCGAGGACACCGUCUCUGCUCUGGGUCGCACCGGGAGCGUCAAGACCGGCAUGUCGGAGAGUCCCCUCUCCUCGCCCUCCGCUAGCCCCAUAUUCAGCCGAAACACGCUACCUCGGAGGCAGGACAGCGGGCCACACUGUGGUAGAAACACUCUGCCUAAGAAGGGAUUCAGGUACGGUCCGUCUCAGCAGCUGCGGGGUCAUGAGGACCGUGAUUGGCUGCGCUCCCACUCCACCAGUGGGCUGCAGGACUCUGCCAGUAACUCACCGUUCUCCCCCGGCUCCAGCCUCACCUCCCCCUCUGGGACUCGCUUCAACUUUGGACAGCUGGCAUCCAGCCCAACCUCUGCAGGUCAGAUCAACAUCGCUGGUCUGCGCAACAACAGCCUGACCAAUCAGGACGCUCCUUUUGACCCGUGCAGCGACRGCCGACUGAGAAACUCCUGCAUGUCGCUGGACGAGAAGACCCGCACCAUGAGCCGGUCGGGAUCCUUCAGGGACGGCUUCGAAGAAGUUCAUGGCUCAUCUCUGUCUUUGGUGUCCAGCACUUCGUCCAUUUACUCCACGAACGAGGAGAAGUCUCAGUCGGAGAUCCGAAAACUUCGCCGGGAGCUGGAUGCCUCCCAGGAGAAGGUUUCCGCCCUCACGACACAGCUGAGCGCCAAUGCUCACCUGGUUGCAGCGUUUGAACAGAGUCUGGGCAACAUGACCAUCAGGCUGAAGAGUCUGACUCUGACUGCAGAGCAGAAGGACUCUGAGCUGAACGAGCUGAGGAAGACCAUCGAGCUGCUGAAGAAGCAGAACGCUGUUGCUCAGGCGGCCAUUAACGGAGUCAUCAACACACCUGAGCUUGUACCCAAAGCAGAUCGGACAGCUGGCAGUAAUGGUACGAUGCUGCAGCAGCACCAGCAGCAGCAGCUGCAGCAGCAGCCAGACCUGCGCAUCAGGCGGCAGCACUCCUCCGACAGCGUCAGCAGCGUCGCCAGCGCCACCAGCCACUCCAGCGUGGGAUCCAACAUGGACGCAGACGCAAAGAACAAGAAGAAGAACAAGAAGAACUGGCCGUCUUUUUCUGGGGAUAAGGCACUUUUGUGCACCGCUGGACAAAUCCAGGAUGAUGAUGAUGAUGUCUACGAGCUGCGCAGCUCCUUUAAACAAGCGUUCACCAAGAAGAAAUCUCCCAAAUCCGCCUCGUCUCACUCAGACAUCGAGGAAAUGACGGACUCUUCCCUGCCAUCCUCCCCCAAACUGCCUCACAACGGCACUUCGGCCUCCAGCCACAUCCUCAGGAACACACACUCCAACACCCUAUUGUCGGAGUGUUUGGACAGCGAGGCCGAGACGGUGAUGCAGCUGCGGAGUGAACUCAGGGAAAAGGAGAUGAAGCUGACCGAUAUCCGCCUGGARGCCCUCAGCUCGGCGCAUCAGCUGGACCAGCUGCGGGAGGCCAUGAACCGCAUGCAGCUGGAGAUUGAGAAGCUGAAGUCGGAGAAUGACCGCCUGAAGCUGGAGAGUCAGGGCAGCAGGACGGGAUCGCAGGCGUCCAUCUCGGCGUCUCCUCCGCCUCACACCCAAAGCCAGAGCGCGGGCCCCGCCGCGGGCCUGUCCCAGCACAGCCUCAACCUCACCACCAGCGAGUCGACCAGUCUGGAUAUGCUGCUGGAAGACACGGGUGGAGAAGGUGGGAUGAGGAAGGAGGGUCGACACGUAAAGAUCGUCGUCAGCCUCGACGAGGAGAUCAAAUGGGGGGAGGAGGGUCAAUCUCGCCACUUCCUGAUUGGUUGCAUCGGAGUGAGCGGCAAAACGAAGUGGGAUGUUUUGGAUGGAGUGGUCCGACGCCUCUUUAAGGAGUACAUCACCCAUGUUGACCCGGUGAGCCAGCUCGGCCUGAGCACAGACAGCGUUCAGGGUUACAACAUCGGUGAAAUCCAUCGGCCCAGCAGCUCCAGUACGGCCAGUACGCCUGAGCUGCUGCCCUGCGGCUACCUGGUGGGAGACAACACCAUCAACAUCCAGCUCAAAGGUGCGAGCAGUGAAAACGUCGACUCUCUCGUGUUUGACACGUUGAUCCCGAAGCCGAUGCUGCAGCGCUACGUCUCCCUGCUCCGGGAGCACAGACGGGUCAUCCUGUCCGGGCCGAGCGGCACCGGGAAGACCUACCUGGCCAAUCAGCUGGCGCGACACCUUCUGCUCCUCGAGGGCCGACCUCUGACCCCGAACGCUGUCGUCACUUUCAACGUGGAUCACAAGUCCAGCAAGGAACUUCGUCAGUACCUGUCAGGAUUAGCACAGCAAUGCAACAGUGUUUCUGGGGAAGACAGCCCCCUGGUGGUCAUUCUGGACAACCUGCACCACGUCAGCUCUCUGGGAGAAAUCUUUAACGGCCUCUUCAACUGCAACUACCAGCACUGCCCUUACAUUAUCGGCACCAUGAGCCAAGCCACAUCUUCAGCUCCAAACCUGCAGCUUCAUCAUAACUUCAGGUGGGUCCUGUGUGCCAACCACACUGAGCCAGUAAAGGGAUUCCUCGGUCGCUACCUGAGGAGGAAGCUAAUAGAGAUGGAGAUCGGCAGCCGGACCCGAAACGCAGAGCUGGUGAAGAUCAUGGACUGGGUGCCGCGGGUUUGGCACCAUCUGAACCGCUUCCUGGAGACUCACAGCUCCUCUGACGUCACAAUCGGACCCCGCCUCUUUCUGUCAUGCCCCAUGGAUGUGGAGGGAUCCAGGGUUUGGUUCACCGACCUGUGGAAUUACUCCAUCAUCCCCUACAUGCUGGAGGCCGUACGCGAAGGACUGCAGCUGUACGGCCGCAGGGCAGCGUGGGAGGAUCCAGCAGCCUGGGUGAUCGACUCGUACCCCUGGUCAUCCACGCCACCUCCAGGCGACUGGCCACCGCUGCUGCAGCUCCGUCCUGAAGACGUCGGCUUCGACGGCUACUCUGCACCGAGAGAAGGAGUCCGGAAAGAGCCGCCGCAAAGCGACAGCGAUGCAGAUCCACUGAUGAAUAUGCUGAUGCGCCUGAAGGAAGCGGCGACGUCAUCGAGCCCGCAGAGCUACGACAGCGACUCCAACAGCAACAGUCACCAUGACGACAUCCUCGACUCGUCGCUGGAGUCGACCUUAUGACAUCGCAGAAGCACAAAAGCUUGACUAUUUCUACUCCGUUCUCACCGUGAUGAGAACUUCCUGGCACAAAAUGCAGCCACGUUUUUCUGGGUGCAGGUAACCCAAAAAAAAAAA
Poecilia reticulata (guppy) is the source of this 8120-nucleotide messenger RNA. NCBI's taxonomy places the organism in Eukaryota, Metazoa, Chordata, Actinopteri, Cyprinodontiformes, Poeciliidae. The record is from RefSeq and is a predicted model, not a curated record.